Molecule: messenger RNA, 4397 nt
Organism: Falco peregrinus (peregrine falcon)
Lineage: Eukaryota; Metazoa; Chordata; Aves; Falconiformes; Falconidae
Gene: BCL2L11
Product: BCL2 like 11
Exons: 3
Coding region: 160-717 (185 amino acids)
Biological process (GO): meiosis I
Source: RefSeq, a predicted model, not a curated record
GGGGGGGCCGGGCGGGGGGGCGGGCGGCGCGGAGCUGCCGCCUCAGCACUUUCGGCAGAACAAUGGGGCCGGGCGGGAGGGGCCGGGCCGGGGCCGGUGGCGGCCCCGCCGCGCCGCCGCUCGCCUCACGCCGGCCCGCUCCGCCCGCAGGCAGCCCCGAUGGCCAAGCAGCCCCCUGAGGUGAAGGCGCAACGCGACGGCGAGGGCGGGCGGCUGCCGGCGGCGGAGGGGCCGGGCCCGGCCGCGCAGCUGCGCCCGGGCGCCCCCGCCGCCCUGCCCGGCUCCGCCGCCGCCGCGGGGCCUCCGCCGCGGGGCCCGCCCGCCAGCCCCGGCCCCUUCGCCACCCGCUCGCCGCUCUUCAUCUUCGUGCGGAGGUCGCCGCUGCUGUCGCGCUCCUCCAGCGGGUACUUCUCCUUCGACGCUGAGCGCAGCCCCGCGCCCCUCAGCUGCGACAAGGCCACGCAGACCCCCAGCCCGCCCUGCCAGGCCCUCAGCCACUGCCUCAGCGCCAUGGCUUCCCGGUGGCAGUCUCACUUGCUAGCAGAAGACGUACAGCCUGAAAUCUGGAUUGCACAGGAGCUGCGGCGCAUCGGAGACGAGUUCAAUGCCUCCUAUUGUCCAAGAAGGGGUUUCUUGGAUAACCAGGCAGGAAAUCCCCAGAUCAUCAUUUUGCGCCUCCUGCGUUACAUCAUCCGCCUCAUCUGGAGGAUGCAGUGAGCACAGGGCACAACCCAAGGCACCGGACUUGUUUACUCCUUGGGAAAGCCCGGGGAGGAUGGACAGACAGACGGAUGUGGGGCUCCCUGCACCACCCGGUUCCCACCCUGCCUCUCCCCCAGGACACGUGGCGGGGGCCAUCAGAUGAGGGUGGACAUCCCAUGCUGACCUGCUGGGACUCUCCGUUGCAGGAUUUUGUCAGAGAGUGGUGUUUACUGCGUUUCUCUCAACCUCUCAUUUUUUAUUAUUUUUAUUUUUCCUAAAGAGUCUCAGAGAAAAUAUUCAACAGCAAUGGAAUAUUUUUUUUUUUUUUGGUCAUCAUUUCUGGAAGCGUGUUGGCUUGUCUGGGAUAAACCCUGCAGCGAGGAAAAGGAAAACCUGAGCCAGCUAAUGGGCAGAGCCGUCUCGGUUUGCUUUGCAGACCUUAUUGCAGAGACUCAUGGAGCCCUCCCCUCUUCUUUUGCCUCCUGGGCAUUUGUCCGUAAGAAAGGGUGGCGAUGAUGGAAGAAGGGCAGAGGGAUUUAAAUCAGCACUUCUUUUACCUGUAAAUACCUAAUGCUACCCCAAAUCCACUUUCAUUUGCAUCAUGCAAAUAGCCUAUUUCCUGCUGACUGAUUUUUUUUUUUUUUUAAUUUUUUUUACAUUUUUUUUUUUUAAACUCUGAAUUUCAAGAUUUAGCUGUCAGACUCCCAGGGUCCAAAAUAUCACAAAAAAAAAACAAAAAACAAAACAAAAAAAAAACAACAAAAAACAAAAAUCAAAACAAUCCACCAGGUUGCCUUUUUUUUAGAAAUUCUUUCUAUAAAAUGUGUGAAUACGCUUAUGUAUUGUAUAUUAUAAUAUAUAAUGUUGGUGACUGAGUAAUUAGCAAUAAAACAUUUUCGGAGGCAGGUAGAAGCAGUUCCCAGCACACCGCAGCUUUGCACCCGGAGACGACGGCUCCUGCUGCAUAACUUCAGGAACUGUUUGAAGUUGCUGUUGAACCCAGGAGAGUUUUUAAGGCGCUGGAUUUUAUUAUUUUUUUUUCCCCCUGGGAUCCUCGCCGUGUUCAGACAGGCCAGCCUGGAGCAGGGGGAUGAGCGGGACAGGACUGGCAGCAUGAAGACCCUGGAUGCUGGUGUGCAGGGAUGCAGCUGGAAGAGGUGCCAAAGGAUGCCAGCCUGGUGCAGAUCCAGCUGGGGACUUGCUGUGUGGGGUCUGCUCCCCACUGACUGCCCCAUCUCCUCCCAGAUUGCCCUCCUUCCCUUGGGAAGACCUGACCAGGUGCUCCAUGCUGUCCCAGGGCAUCUCCCUUUCCACCUGGAGACCCCACAGCCUUGCUGGAGGAGCCCCGAAGGCUUGUUGGAAGAAGCGCAUCUGUUGCCUUGGGGGGGGCCCCCCCCGCUGUCUCUGGUUCAGCUCGCGAGCGGGCGGCUGCUGCACGGUGGACGCUUUCAGCAGGGUAUCUAUGCACAAACGUACCCUUCUGCCUCCGGAGCUGCCCCUUCCCUCUGGCUGGUGCAGGUGGGCCUCAAACCCACUUCCAAACACCGUGGGUUUUAUUUCUGGUUUCACCAGCACCAUAGGGAAAAAAAAGGAGGAGAAAAAAAAAAAAACAAACAAAAAACCCCCCACAAAACAAAAACAGAAAAAGAGAAAAACCAAACCCAAGCCCACGAUAUUGUUUUUCCCUGCAAUACGUGUGCAGGGAGAAGCUGUUGAGUGCCAUGUAUGAUUAUUAGUGUUUUUAAUGAUGGACAGACUGUACAAUCUGACCUCUAUGCACUGGCUGCCUGUGCCUGUCGGGUAGGUGACGAGCUGUGGUGUCGGUGCAGGGCUGUGUGCCUCCGACUGCACUCCUCUGGAGGAUUACGGAGCGAUUUUUAAUUUUUAUUGUAAAUUUAUUAACUGUUUUUGGACCUGCAAGAUGAGUGAGCAUCGGUUGCAGGAGUUGGCCUCAGCUGCAGGAGCAGGGGAUGUUUUGGAAAGGGUGUCGUGGAGAGAGUCCUGGGGGGAGCCUUUGCACUGGUGGAGAGCGAGCGGUUACAUUAACUGGUGAGUUUGGCCAGGGCAGGUUCCUGCUGGUUGUCCCCUGGGUUGUGGCUCGCCGUAGCCGUGCUGCCCCAGCCGUGUGCCAGCCAUCGCCAUUUUUCUGUAGGGUUUAUGUAGCAAUCCCCAGCGGGGUGGCUGCUGCUGUGGGUUUCUCAAGGGAACCCAUGUGGAAUUGCAUGGCUGUUGAUAAAAGAAAAAGUACAAAAUUCAGCAGCCAAGGGGGAAACCAAAUGAGCUCUUUUUCCCAGUUGAGUUUUCAUCUGUCAUCGGAGGAUGAAAUGGUGCUUUUUGGGUCUUAUAGCCUUACAGCGUCCAGGCACCGCCCCGCCCAGAAUGUGUCCCUUGGAGUACACCAAAGAAAUGUUGAGCACUUUACCCCGUCCUCCCCACUGGGCCGUCCCAGCCAACAACGGAGAAAAAAAUUAUAUAUCAUUUUAAGGGAAAAAAAUCAAGGUAUUGGCACUAUCUGCCUGGAACUUUCCCAUAAGGAGGAGUUCCCGGCCAAAAGGUAGGCAUAGAAAAUUAGCCCCCAAAAACAAAUUUUACCCAUGUAGAGCUGUGAGGUUUAGGGGAAAAAAACAACCCCAAACCCAAAAAGCCUCUGAGCAGAAGAAUGUUGUUUUUAAAUAGCAAUUAUGCUCAUCUUUGCUGUGUUGGCUGACUGCUCUGGAUCAUUUUUAGUGUAACCUGUGGUCUCUGUUCUACCAAAAGGAUGUGAUGAAGAGUUUUCCUUGGUUGCAGGGAAACCAGAUUUAUUCCCGGGCAGUCUCACACAAUGUGUUAAUGCUUCUCUUUCUCCAUAACUGUAAAUACCUGAAUAUUUAUUAGAGUAGGGCACCGUAUUAUUUUUCAUCAUCUGAGCCAGAUAUCUGUGUGCAAUGUAUUUCCUUUCCUUUCUCUCAUGUAAGUUUUGUACAGCUUAUAAAUAAGUAAAAAAAAACAACCAAAACUGUUUUCCUAAACUUUUUUAGAGUUCAACUUGUUAAAUACUGUAGAUUCUUUUUUUUCCCUGUGUCGUUAAUGCACUCUACUGUUCCAUAAUGCUGUAACUUGUAGAAAUGUUGUAUAUUUAUUUUCUGCUUAUUUAAGUUCCUGUAAAGAUUUUGUUUCCCCCUGCUCUCCUCCCUGCCCCUGCAAUAAGUGAUGGAUCACCUUCCAAAACACUGUCUUCUCCUGGCAGCGCAGCCAACAUGGUUUGGAUAAUGAGAUUUAUUAUUAUUUUUUUUCUCAAAGUGCCUAAGUCCCGCUUCCUGGUAGUGGUUUAGGCACAAUAAAGACUUCAGCAUUAGUGAAAUUCAGUGGGAAUUUGGUUUAUGUAUCCCCGUGAUUUUUGCCACCCUCAUCUUUAAAGCCAUCCAUCUCGGCCACUUUCCCUGGUCCGGCUUUAACAUGAGGUACCGCCCCGGCGCGUGCUGAUACGCCGAUGAAUCACUAACUCGUUCCACAGGACCCAGCAUAUGUAGCAUUUUUACUGCAAUUUCCCUGGCUUACUUGUGUUUUGCACUGAUGAAUUUUGGACAGGGUAAUUGCCACUUUACUUGUGCAAUACUGCUGUAAAUAAUUGCAGAUCUUUUUUUUUUUUUUUUUUUAAGAUGCAAUCUUUUAUGUUCUUAAUAUGAGUUUUAUAUGAAUAAAAACUUUCAACUAUU